AUGGUGAACCAACAACCGCAGCUUCAGGUUCAGCCGCAACAGCCCACACCCUCUUCGCAAGACGAGGCCUUGAAGAGGAACACCGAUUGUGUGUACUUUCUUGCAUCUCCUUUGACAUGCAAAAAGGGAAAUGAAUGUGAGUACCGGCAUAGUGAGUAUGCACGAAUUAAUCCUAGGGAUUGUCGUUAUUGGUUGAGUGGUAAUUGCUUGAAUCCCAAAUGUUCAUUUCGUCAUCCGCCCCUUGAUGGCUUGUUAGGAACGCAGGCAACAACGGCUGGUGGAUCAGCUGUAUCUGUGCCCCCUUCACAGAUACCAACAGCAUCAGCAACACAUGCACCUUAUAAUUCCAGUAAACAAGCUGUGCCAUGCUUUUUCUUUCAAAAAGGGCUUUGCUUAAAAGGUGACAGAUGUGCCUUCAUGCAUGGACCUCCUGCUCCUAGCACUGGUAAUAAAGUAGCUGCUCAGGUUCCAGUUACCAGCCAAGGAGGUGAGAAUCCAAAUUUUAAGAAGCCUUUUGGCACCGAUGAACAAUAUACUCAGGAAAGGAAAACAUCCCAAGGAAAUGUUGCAAAGUCAGGUGGAGGCCCUGAACCUAAACCUGCCCAAAAAAUUGAAUCUGCUCCUCAAAGAAAUGUGUUUGAAUUGGAGAAGAAAAUUGCACUACCCUCUGUAGGAUUUGAUAAUGAGGCUUCUAGAUAUAAGCCAAGUUCACCACCAGUAUCCAAUGGCCCUACUGUAGCCCGGUCAAACCGUCUGCAUCAAGCUCGUGUGCCAGAUGAUCACAAUUUCCACAGUGGCAAGGACAGUGAUGAGUUUCUCAGAGAAUCAUCUCCUGGGUUUGAUGUUCUUGUUGCUGAUGAACUUAGGAAUUCUGAUUACUACCAUGGGGAAGAUGAAUUUGGUAAAGCAAGAGGUCAGGAUGAAAGGAACUUAGAUAAUUUGAACGAAUAUGAUUUAGGAAAUUCGGGUGAUUAUGGUUUAGCAGCUGAUAUUGAUCGGGAAAGAUUCCGUAUGCCCCAAGGUUAUGAGUCGUAUGAUCACAUGCAGGAACCAUAUGUUUGGGAGCAACGUAGGAAGGCUUCAGCCCAUUUAGACAAAAGGUCUCGCCGCAGAUCAGACAGUCCUGAAAAUGCUGUGGUCUCAGAUCUCCGACAUCAUUUAUCCAAGCGCAGAAAGGUCAAUGGUUUGAAAUCUGUUGUCAGUCAUGAUUAUGCCCUUGAGGGACAUGGUGAGGAACAGAGCCAACGGUCCUUCUCCCGAAAGGAGUCACUCCAGUUACCUUUGAAUGAGGGCUCCCUCGGUAAUCGCUUCCGUGGUAGAAUAAAACUUCCAGCCGAUGGUGGUGCUGAUCAGCUAGAGAGGGAUGAUAGAGGGAGAAGUAGAGGCAGGUUGUUGUCUGGAAGGUUGCAGGCCACUCACCAGGGAAGGAUACAUGAUAGAAUGCGAGGAAGAUUGCAAGAUGAUGAGAGGAGAAACUCCAAGGAUCGAUUGAUGGGGAGAGAACUAAUGGGUGGUGAUAGGAGUGAUUUUGCAGGACCAAAAAGUCUUGCUGAGCUUAAAAAUGGGAGGAACACUGACAAUAGGGAGCAGCAAUCGUUGGGAAAGAGAAGUUUAAUAGAUGAUCACCCAUUAUCUGAAGAUGAUGUUCAGUUUGAUGGUCCAAAGCCUCUUAGUGAAAUUCUGAAGGAGAAGAGAGGAGCUGGAGCCAGAGCUGGUGCAGACUCUGGGAAUGGCAAAUCAUCUGAUUUUAAGAAUGAAGUUACCAAUGGCUCAGAUCCUACGCCCGACACAAACACACAAAAUGGAGUGCUGUCUGAAACCAAGGAAUAUGUCAAGAAUCAAAAUAAUGAUGAAGAAUCCAAGCUUGAGGUCACUGAUGCAGCUGGAGGAGACACCGAGGCAACUCAUGGUCAAUAUGAGGAUGGAAUGUAUGAUGAAGCCGGUGAAGAUCAGUAUUAUGAAGGUGACGAUGCGAGAGAAGCGGACUAUGAGUAUGAGCAAGGUGAUGAGGGAUACUAUGAGUAUGAACAAGGUGAAGAGGGUGAAAAUCAAGAGGAAGAUUACAUGGAUGAAGAGGACGGUGAUGAUUUUGCUAAGAAGAUUGGUGUCAUUCAUUCAUAA
This is a messenger RNA of Sphenostylis stenocarpa, 2121 nucleotides long. The record is from the annotation of a GenBank genome assembly. NCBI's taxonomy places the organism in Eukaryota, Viridiplantae, Streptophyta, Magnoliopsida, Fabales, Fabaceae.